AUGGCUGACGAGCGAGGCGAUAACGGCGGCGGGGUGGAUCGAAAUCUGUAUCUCAGUCUUCCUUCCUUGCCUCGAUUGGAAAACCGCGAUCUUGGCCCCGAACUGACCGUCAGCUCUGUGCGCUCGCCAUGGUCGCCCUUCGUCCACGCCUCUGCGCUUUACUCCCCAUCAAACGCGUUGUCGACGCCGGACCUACUGCCCGCCGAUCCCCUUCACGCUGCCGAUCCCGCCUUCGUUUACAACUUCUCUUCCUCUCAAGAGCCUAAUGCAGCUACUCCGGAAUCGCAGCCACUUGAUGGACCCUCGACUGUACCUAAUGUUCUUGGGCACGAACCAUUCGCUCGGCCUUCGGCGCGCCACAGUGAUUCUCAAACUCCCAGCUCGCCGCCACCUCAAUCCUUCCCGAGAUCCGGACAUGGCCGAGUCGAAUCAGUCUCUGCACAUAUUCGUCUGAGUGAGCUCACUGCCGACGGUAAUGCGCUCUCCGUGCAACAGGAGCUCCGAGAACACCCGGAGUACCGCUUCCAGUUGCUGAUAGAGCUGUUGCGAAGUCCAAGACCAGCCGCCAAUGCCCUGGGUUUCAAUUCCGAUGGGCAUUCCUUGACCAGCCCAGAAAGGCUACUGCAUGAUAUCAUGCAGCCCCAGAGAGCAAUGGAGGAUGCCAAAAAGGUUACAGAAGGCAAUGGCGUGGAGGACCUCGAGAAGAAAAAUGAAGGCAUCGCUGCAGCUAAUUUCGAGUGCAACAUUUGCUAUGAACUCGCCAAGGCUCCGGUGGUUACUCCGUGUGGUCACCUGUAUUGCUGGUCUUGUUUGUACCAGUGGCUCCAUGCUCAUUCUGUAAACUCUGAAUGCCCUGUUUGCAAGGGUCAGGUGCUCGAAGUCAAUGUAACCCCAAUCUAUGGUCGCGGGGGCGAAGCAUCUAAAGAUGAUAAACAGCAUGGAUUUGGGGAAUCAAAUCUGAAAAUACCUCCUCGGCCGCCGGCUAAUAGAGUAGAGAAUUUGAGACUGUGGUCGUCGAGGGAAAGACUGGAAGAAAAUAUCGCAAACUCAUGGAGGAAUAAUGUGGAUGAGGAAACACAUGCUGGAAAUUGGCCAUUAAGGAGAAGGUAUGUAGCUGCACGAACGGUGGUCAGGAGAAGGCCGGCACAAAAUUUGCAGAGGGAAGAGGGGAGCGGGUCGAAUUCUGCCGGAGUCAUCUUGCGUGUAAAUGCAUCAUCGCACCCAGUUAUUCCGACUGCAAUUGUUCCCGGCGGACAAGCUGGAUUACCAUCUUCUUCUCGUAGUCCUGAACCCUCAAGGCACAGUGCAGGAUCAUCAGCUUCGAAUGCUAUUGCCGCAUCCCUCGGAGGCACUACCAUUGCUAGCCCUUCUGCAGAGCCCAUUACAGCAAUGUCAUCUAGCUCUGUCAGAGGAAGAGCAAGAGCGAGGAAUCCGACGUUGGCUUCCUCGAACGCCGGUGGUGUUCAUCAUAUGCGGAGAAGGAUGCACUGA
Zingiber officinale is the source of this 1491-nucleotide messenger RNA. RefSeq lists its product as uncharacterized. The transcript has a single exon. Gene Ontology annotation, cellular component: endoplasmic reticulum. Gene Ontology annotation, molecular function: ubiquitin protein ligase activity; ubiquitin-like protein conjugating enzyme binding. Gene Ontology annotation, biological process: ubiquitin-dependent protein catabolic process. The record is from RefSeq and is a predicted model, not a curated record. NCBI's taxonomy places the organism in Eukaryota, Viridiplantae, Streptophyta, Magnoliopsida, Zingiberales, Zingiberaceae. Bases 1 to 1491 code for a protein of 496 amino acids.